Molecule: messenger RNA, 4432 nt
Organism: Acanthochromis polyacanthus (spiny chromis)
Lineage: Eukaryota; Metazoa; Chordata; Actinopteri; Pomacentridae
Gene: maoa
Product: monoamine oxidase
Exons: 15
Coding region: 340-1590 (416 amino acids)
Molecular function (GO): oxidoreductase activity
Source: RefSeq, a predicted model, not a curated record
AGCAGCACCCAGCAGCAUGACGGCACCCAGCAACACCUACGAUGUGAUCGUGGUCGGAGGAGGCAUCUCAGGUUUGAGUGCAGCAAAGUUGUUGAAAGCCAGCGGAUUGAAUCCCGUCGUCUUGGGGCCAGAGAUCGAGUCGGCGGUCGAACCUUUACUGUUCGGAAUAAGGAAACAAAAUGGGUGGAUCUGGGCGGGGCGUACAUCGGACCGACGCAGAACCGCAUCCUCCGAUUGGCCAAAGAGUACGACAUAAAGACCUACUUAGUCAACGAGCAGGAGAGCCUGGUGCAUUAUGUCAACGGAAAGUCUUAUCCGUUCCACGACUCCUUCCCUCCCAUGUGGAACCCCAUCACUGUGAUGGACUUCAACAACCUCUUCAGGACGAUGGAUGAGAUGGGUCAGGAGAUUCCCAGAGAGGCUCCCUGGAGAGCUCCUCACGCUGAGGAGUGGGACAAGAUGAGCAUGCAGCAACUCCUUGAGAAAAUCUGCUGGACCAGUGCCGUUCGUCGCUUUGCCACCCUGUUUGUGAACGUCAAUGUGACCUCUGAGCCCCACGAGGUUUCAGCCCUGUGGUUCCUCUGGUACGUGAAACAGUGCGGAGGAACCAUGAGGAUCUUCUCCACCACUAAUGGAGGCCAGGAGAGGAAGUUUUUAGGAGGCUCCAGUCAGAUCAGCGAGUGCAUGGCCAAGGAGCUGGGCGACCGAGUGAAGCUGCAGUCUCCGGUGUAUAGGAUCGACCAGAGCGGAGACAUGGUGGUGGUGGAGACGGUGGACAAGCAGACCUACACCGCCAGGUACGUGAUCGUGGCCACUCCUCCCGGUCUGAACCUGAAGAUGCACUUCAACCCCGAGCUGCCGCCGCUGAGGAACCAGCUGAUCCACCGAGUCCCCAUGGGCUCCGUCAUCAAGUGCAUGGUCUACUACAAGGAGAACUUCUGGAGGAAAAAGGGUUACUGUGGCACCAUGGUGAUCGAGGAGGAAGGCGCUCCCAUCGGUCUGACGCUGGACGACACGAAGCCGGACGGGAGUGUGCCUGGUAUUAUGGGAUUCAUCCUUGCUCGCAAAUGCAGAAAGCUAACCAGCCUGACCAAAGAAGAGAGGUUGAAGAAGAUCUGUGAGAUCUACUCCAAAGUCUUGGGCUCAGAGGAGGCGCUCCAUCCGACUCACUAUGAGGAGAAGAACUGGUGUGAAGAGGAGUAUUCUGGAGGCUGCUAUACGGCCUAUUUCCCUCCAGGAAUCCUUACUCAGUUCGGCAGAGUGCUGAGGGAGCCGGUCGGCAGGCUGUACUUCGCCGGCACUGAAACAGCCACAGAAUGGAGCGGCUACAUGGAGGGAGCUGUGCAAGCUGGAGAAAGGGCCGCCAGAGAGGUCUUGUGUGCGAUGGGUAAAAUCCACCAGUCUCAGAUCUGGCAGACGGAGCCCGAGUCUAAGGACGUCCCAGCGCUGCCCUUCGACACCACCUUCUGGGAGAGAAACCUGCCUUCGGUCAGAGGUUUCCUCAGGUUCAUGGGCGUCUCCAGCGUCCUGUCUGCUGCCGCCGUCGCCGGCCUGCUGGCCUACAAGAAGGGCCUCCUGCCUCGGAGCUAAAGCCGCCGUCGCCUCGCUCCUCUGCACCUCGGCCGGCUCUGGACUUGUAGCGGCUGCUUCUGAGAAAGACUGUUGGGCUCAUGCAGAAACACUAACACACUGUCACUUUGUGCACAAAAACGAAGAAAAACAAAAGAAAAGAGGGAGCGAGUAGCAGCGGGCUGAGUACAGGUUCAGAGCUGCGGGUGUGGGAGGAGUGAUGAUGACAAAUCCACAAUAAAUCUGAGACUCAGAUUGUGAAACUAAUGAAGGAAAGAAAAAAGAUCAGAAUCAGUCGUUAAAAGAGGGAAAUAUAUCUCAUCUGUCACUAUUACUGUUCCAUACGUUGCCAAUUACACUCACACUCUUGAUUACGUGGGAAUUUACGAACCCGUCAUGCUUAUUGUGUGUCUGUGUGUGUUGUGUACAGAGAGUGUGUGUUUAUGUGUGGAUGUGUGUCUCCACUGUGUCCAAUUACCUCUGCUGAUUUUAGGUGCUGAUUUAUUCUGACAAGAGGUUCAAUAACACAGAGCUCGAGCCAUCACCCCUUAUUUUGUCGUUUUCUGUCAGCAAAUCCCAUGAAAAUACACAAAAAACUGGCAUUUUUUCAAAUUUUGCAGCUUGUUGUUCAAAAAUAUUUUCCAAAAAUCACACCGGUGAUUCACAGUUUUGCACAGGAUGACAUGAAAUCUGUUUGUUGUCAUUAAAUCCCACAUAUUUAGUCUUGUAGACUCCUAAUGAGGCAUCAAAUAUGUGUUAUUUCUGUGGUAAAUGUGCUAUUUUUUGGUUAAUAGUUCAAAAUAAAGGUGGGAGUUGCACCAUCAAAAGCCUGAAUUUGUUAAAUUUUGCACCACAUUUUAGAUGAAUAUGUCAAAAUAGAAAUAUUUGAAUGUGCAUAGUAUUGUUUCUAAUUUAAAUAAGAGGUUAUUGGAGGAAAAUUUAUUAAUUAUAUGUAAAAUGAGCAUCUAUGCAUCUGAUGUCGCAUGUCUGUUGCUUUUGAGUUGGAUUUUUUUUUUUUUACGCAUCACUUGAUUUUGGUUUUCUUCCGCUGUUGGUUAGUCAGUCAGUUGAUUUCUUGAUUAACCAAUUAGUUGUUUGAUCUAUCAAAUGUCAGAAAAGGAUGAAAAAUGUCGAUCAAACCUCAAGAUGAUGAAUGUUUUUUGUCUAAAAUCUCAGAAAUAUUCAGUUUACUGGCAUAGAGGAGGAAAGAAACUAGAAAAUAUUCAUAUUUAAGACUUUUUUCCUUUAUAAAAGUAUUAAUCAAUUAUCAAAAUAGUUGCUGAUUAGUUUAAUAGUUAAUCAAUAAGUCGUAGCAGCUCUGCUAAUUACUCCCAACAGCCAAAGUGACUGCAUAUAUGUGACUUCAUUAAAGUUUCUUUUAAGUGAAUCCCUCAAUUCAUGCCACAGAUCAGCAGAGCUGUAAUGAUUCAUUGAUUAAUCGUUAACUGUUCAAUUAAUCGGCCACUAUUUUGAUAAUCGGUUAACAGAAUUUUAAGGGAAAAAAGUAAGUAUUCUCUGAUUUCAUCACCCUAAAUGUGUUUAUUUAAAAAAAAAACACUAUUCUCUCCCGUUUGAGUAAAAUUAGCUAUUUAUGGCGAAUUGUGAAAGAUUCCUGUUAUCAACAGGUCAAAAAGUAAUGAAAAACAGAUUUAUUAAUUGGUUUUCAUGGGAUUUGUUGACUUUAUUAAAAAGGAAAAUACACAAUGAGAAAAAGGAAUAAUUGUAGCUUUGCUCUAUCAAUUAAAACCUGUAUUUUGGGGUGAUGUAACUUGUCUGUUGGUAAAUGUUAAACGGAAGCAUUCGAAUGUAUUUUUCUUCACACUAGACAGCACCUGUUGCUAUGUUAAGAUAAUCAGAUUUUUGACUUGGAUGUUUUCACCUUUUAUUCAUUCAGAUUAACACAGAUCUACAGAAUAAGUGUUUUAAAAUCCCAAAACUAACAUUACAGGAAAAUUUUUGGAGAAAAUCCAGAUUGUAGGAACACAUCAUCUGUGCAGCUGAUGUUUUGCAGGAAAAGUUCAGAAAAUUGCGACUUCACAAGAGAGAAAUGACAGCUGAUUCCACAUUAAAAGCAGUUCUACAGCAGCCUGCGACCAGCUGCAGAUGUUGACAAAUGUUUUCUAAGUUUUGGAGGCAGAUGUGCAGGAAGUUGCGCUGUUCUCAUCCCAAAGACUGGUGUUUGUGAGUGUAGUUUAUCUGUCGUGCCUUAAUGGAAGUCUCGGUGUUUUGUUUUUUUUUGGUCAUUUCUCUCAAGUGCCUGUGUGACUCUGACACUCUGAACGUCGCCUCUCUGUCCUCCCGCCAGGCGAGAGGGCAGAGAGGCAUCAUGGGUAGCCGUUAUUUAGACAAUGCCUGGUCCCCGUCGGCGUCCUCGCUGUGAAGUGGACUCAGGUGAAGCUGGGUGUGUAGACGCGGUGUCGGCUGUGAACAAUGGAGCUAAGACUGUUUAUUUCCAGUGAAGUGUGUGCAUGUUGUGUUGUGCUUGCAGUGCUUCACUUUGUGUCCGCCCUUGUCGUGGUUCCCUGCUGGCCUUUGACACUCCUCCGUCCCAGUUUUAUCUUUCUCCAGCUCCGACUGGACGAAGACGUCACCUAUGUUUUCAGUGUUCUGGUUGGCUGACAUCGGUGAACAAACAAAGCCUGUCAAACAAAUCUGUCCGUCCUUUAAUAAACCACAGACCAUCGGCAGACAUUCGGUUAUUUGUUAUGUGAUCAGAGUUUCUUCUGGACUCCGUCCCUCCUGUUCUUCAUACGAGCCUCCUUAACUCUUCUUGUGAGCUGUUCUUUGAUGUCUGAUUCCUCAAACUAAGCUGGUGAUAUUUAACAGAAAACAAUGUGAAAUAAAUCUUUUACUCGUCUUAAAA